Molecule: messenger RNA, 1757 nt
Organism: Cucumis sativus (cucumber)
Lineage: Eukaryota; Viridiplantae; Streptophyta; Magnoliopsida; Cucurbitales; Cucurbitaceae
Gene: WRKY51
Product: probable WRKY transcription factor 21
Exons: 3
Coding region: 360-1418 (352 amino acids)
Biological process (GO): regulation of DNA-templated transcription
Molecular function (GO): DNA-binding transcription factor activity; sequence-specific DNA binding
Source: RefSeq, a predicted model, not a curated record
CUAUCAGUUUUUUUUUUUUUUUUUCUCUCUCUUUAAAUACCAUCUUUACUGAAAAAGAAAACAGAAAUUUUAAAGCAAAAGAGAAAGAGAAAGAUGGAUGGAUGGAUGAUGUGUGCUUUUUAUUCUUUUGGGUUUCUCAAAAUUCGUUUCAGUUUUUUACUUUUUUAAAUUUAAUGGCAGAAGGAAGAAGAAUCUAGGGUUGGGUUGCUUCCCAAAUCCUCUGUUUUUUCCGAUCCUCAUUAUUUCCCUCUUCUUCUUCUUCUUCUUUUUCGUCCAUUUUUAUGCUUAAUUUCAGCUAGGGUCUUUCAGAUUUAGCCAUUUUUCUCAUCUGGGUCUUCUCUCUUUUCGGGAAGGUCGUCAUGGAAGAGGUUGAAGAAGCUAAUAGGGAAGCUGUUGAGAGUUGUCAUAAAGUGUUGAAUCUCUUGACUCUGCCUUCCUCAUCUCAAGAUCACUUGAAGCUUAGGAGUUGUUUAAUGGCGGAAACUGGAGAGGCUGUGUUUAAGUUUAGGAAAGUUCUGUGUCUUCUUGAUUCUUCUGGGUUGGGUCAUGCAAGGGUCAGGAAAAAGAAGAAGGUCAACAACUUUUUGUUUAAUUCCUCCUCCUCCUCCUCCUCUUCUUCUUCCCCUUUUCCUCUUCCCCAAUCUUUGUUCUUAGAAACUUAUUCCCCUGAUUGCAGAAUGGACCACCUCCAGGGCAGGAAUUUGCAGAUGGGUCCUCUUUGUUUGGGGAACCCAUCUUUGGAAUUGAACACAAAUGCCAAAACUUGUUCAAUCCAACAAAUACAAUCUCAAUCUGCUGCUCUUUAUCAUCAUCAUCAUCAUCACUUGCUUCAGAACAGGGUGGUCUUGAAUAAUAAUCCUAAUCCUCCGCAGCCUGAAGUAGUGUAUCUUAGGAGCAGUAAUGGUGUUAACUUGAAUUUUGAUAGCUCUAGCUGCACACAACACACAAUGUCAUCCACUAGGUCGUUUAUUUCUUCAUUGAGCAUUGAUGGGAGUGUGGCUAACUUGGAUGGGAGUGCCUUCCAUUUGAUUGGGGCGCCCCGGUCUUCCGAUCAAAAUUCGUAUCAUAAGAGGAAAUGCAAUGGGAGAGGGGAAGAUGGGAGUGUUAAAUGUGGAAGCAAUGGGAGAUGUCACUGCUCAAAGAAGAGGAAACAUAGAGUGAAACGGUCGAUCAAGGUGCCCGCGAUUAGUAACAAGCUUGCAGAUAUCCCUCCCGAUGAUUAUUCCUGGAGGAAAUAUGGCCAAAAGCCAAUCAAGGGUUCUCCACACCCAAGAGGAUACUACAAGUGCAGCAGCAUGAGAGGUUGUCCAGCAAGAAAGCACGUUGAGCGUUGUCUCGAAGAACCUUCAAUGCUCAUUGUUACAUAUGAAGGUGAACACAACCAUCCUAGAAUACCUUCUCAACCUGCAAAUACUUGAACCCCAUGAAGACAACUACCCGGAAGGGAUUCAAGAACGUCGAGUGUCUUGAGUGUUGCUGUACAUAUUGGAAUACUUUUGGAGCAGCUUUGUAGCUUUUUUGAGAGGUGGGUUUCCUUGCAAAAGCCUCUUUCAAUCCAUUUAGCAAGAAGUCAGAAAUUUAGGAGAACCUGAUGGAUGGGGUUAGACUGAAGAGAGUUGUGUGGAUUGGGGUGUGAAUGUAAAAUCUUGAAAACUUUUCAUCCUUCUCUGCAAUUUUAGUGCUUCAAACAGCUUUGUUAUUCUAAAUUAAUGGAGAAGUCCCAAUUUGGAAAUUCAGGUUUUUGUAUUAUGAUGGCA